Molecule: messenger RNA, 2414 nt
Organism: Pyricularia oryzae 70-15
Lineage: Eukaryota; Fungi; Ascomycota; Sordariomycetes; Magnaporthales; Pyriculariaceae
Exons: 6
Coding region: 665-2173 (502 amino acids)
Molecular function (GO): metal ion binding
Source: RefSeq, a predicted model, not a curated record
CUGAGCUUUAGGCAAGUCACUCGCUCUGCACUGCACCGCACCGCACUGCCAAUGCGCUGCACCACCCAAGCCCAACCAGCGUCUUGAAUGGAGACAAAACCUAAGCGCCGACUUAGUUUAAUUUAUUGCACAUUAAUAACCAAAAAAAAGGAUUCAUGCCGCCGAUGAGACCCUAGUCUCUUUCGUCUGGCUUUCAUCCUCAAAUUUGCAUCGCUUGACCAAGUGUACAGUCGGGCACAGGGUUCGAAAGCCUCGAGUUCUGCUUGCGCCUGUUGCUCUUGGAGCUGAGGAAACUGCCGCCAAACAGGAAACGCCCGUUUCCUUCUCUCAUAGGUACGAUUGGACUGAGCAAAAAAAGAAGGGUCUGGACUGGCGCAUGUCAGUGUGCAACUGCAGCUAGCCGAGACGAAGCCCUCUAUUACCGUCUUUUAGGACCACUUUACCUAUCUGUCUUGCCUUGCUAGGUGGCCAUCACACUCAAACAUACAAACAAACGCCCCGUCGAGCCUUAUUUGUUCCCACACACGGGGACGACUUUGUCCCAAAAGGCUUCGAAAUCCUCUUGUCACCAUUGCGAAAAAGCGUUUGCUCAUUAGGCGGAGGACACACGUAGUUACAGCCAGGUCUCCAGCCCGCUCCGACAGAGCCACGGUACCAUCUCGCUAUGAACGGACAGUUCAGCCUUCUCGGCCGGGAACGUUCGCCGCCGCAACAACAGCAGCCCGAUCAAUUCAUCAUGGGCAUUGGAGGUAAUACGGUAGGCGGAAGCUCCGCUGGCAGCAAUUUGGUCAGCGGAAACAUUAUGGGGUUUAUUCAUCGCUUUCAAGCCCUCCAGAUAGCCAGGGACAGCUCCGAUACUCUGAUCAAGGAUCUAUUGGUUUAUGCCAAGGAAGCCGAAGAUAAGCUUCGUACCGAGAAUAACCGCCUGCAAAACGAACUCGACGAGGCCAAGUUGGACCUCACCGAUGCCCGUGCGGCCCAACGAGACCUCCAGAUACAAUUACAGGAUGCUGAGGGCCGGGCGGCUUACUAUUCACAGGGAGCAGAUCUUUACAGGAAACAAAAUCAAUACGUUGUUGCGCUGAUAGAUGGUGAGGGUCUUGUCUUUAAGCCCGAGUUCCUAAGACAAGGUAUCGAGGGCGGCAGGAGGGCCGCGACCACAUUUCGCAUGCUCAUCCUGGAGCAGUGCGGAGACCAUGCAAACGAAAUUCAAGUCAUGGUCAAGAUAGUUGCCAAUCUCGCAACUCUCGCCAAGGCGUUGAAGGCCGAUGGUUCCAUACAGAACGAGAGUGAUCUUAGAGACUUCUUUGUUGGAUUUUCUCAAUGCCUCUCCUCUUUUGAUUUUGUCGACAUUGGCACUGGGGCGUCCAACCUUAGCUCCAAGAUCAAAGAGUCAGCCAACUGGCAUAUGGGAAAUCUCAACUGCAGACAUGUCUUGCUUGGUGUUUCGCAUGAUCCAAGCUAUGCGCAAUUCUUAGAUGAUGUUUUGGACGAUAAUACCAAAGAUUUGGUUACAGUCCUAGAAGGAGUACCCAUGGCCAGGGAACUGUCAAAGACCAUGGUCAACAAAAUCAACUAUACCAACACCCUUUUCCGAUCCGACAGAGUCGGCAAGGUGGCAGCAUCCGGGCCACCGUCGGGCCUUGUUACAGUUGGUUCAACUGAGAAUGUACCGGCGGCAAUAUCGUACGCGGGCGUUACUUCCGCUCCGGCCGUGAGCCCUCCGCCCACGCUCAAACUGCCUUUGGCACCCAGACAGACAAACGUUCCUAAAACGGCCAAGCAGCCCCCUUGGAACCCGGGUGCCCGUGGUCUCGACUCGCCACUCAAGGUGAAUCAGUCUGUUCUGGAUAACAUCAAGAAGAGAACUGGCAGCAGCAAGCUUUGCAACAAUCAUUAUCUUCGUGGGCCAUGUGCCAAGAAGGAUACGUGCGGGUUUGAACAUAAUUACAAGCCCAACGCAGAGGAGAAGGUUGCCAUCUCAUUCCUUGCCCGGUUAAACCCAUGUACCAAUGGGCAGGAAUGCGAUAUUGCAGACUGCAUUUACGGUCACCAUUGCCCAAGCACUGUUAAUGGUCAGUGUACGCAUCCGUACUGCAAGUUUCGUCCAGACGAGCACCCCGCCGGCACCAAAUACAAGUCAACGUACAGGAAUGGCGAGGCUUAUAAUUAGCAGAAGUAUUGUUUUUUAAGCGGUUUUGACUGGUCCAGUGUCUCGGGAUUUGAACCUCGUUGAAGGCAGCUUACAUACCUACUUAUUUGAUAGUCUGGAUGAAUUAUAUUGCACCAGUAUCUCUUUUGCUCGAAGGACUGCCUAGCUUUUACAUGGUUAAGAGAGCCCUCAGCUGGAACAAGAUACCUAAGGUAGGUACCUAGGUAGGUAGGUAGCCAUACACACCUACCGUUGACUGUUA